AUGAAUCCCGCAUCACAAAUUCCCCCGAGAAGUACACCAAAGGUGGGAAAGCAGAGAGAGCGAAAGAGGAUAAUAUCAAACCUUACAUCGGGCCCCGACAUAGCAAAAUCCUCACAUCAGGAAAAAUCCUCCAACCGCUGCUCUCCCUUUGAAUCUCACCGUCGGGAUAGCGAAUUCGAGCCCAACACCGAGAUUUCGAAGGCCUCCAAGGACGCGUUGGAAACCCGCAAAAAUCUGGCGGGAGCUCGAGUUAGCCAAAAAAAUGGCAGCAAUCGGGUGUUCGACAGCAAAGGGAGUACCAAACUUGAGUCGUGCCCGCACUCCGUAUCAGUCGGUGGGAGGAGUUUUUGA
Striga asiatica is the source of this 351-nucleotide messenger RNA. The record is from the annotation of a GenBank genome assembly. Lineage: Eukaryota; Viridiplantae; Streptophyta; Magnoliopsida; Lamiales; Orobanchaceae.